AUGUAUAUAAAGAGAAAACAUUUUAAACUUUUAGAGGUUUCUACAUUGAGGUGGAGUGGAGAAUUGGGUCCAUUGGGUACGUGGGGUCCAGUGGCCAAGGGUAGAGUGGAGAAGGGUUCGUGGAGUGAGGACAUAAUAUCACUCCGUCGAGAAAUAUAUGAAGUCCGACAACGCCUCCCCGACCAUUUGGCUGCUUUCCGGAGUGGGCUUCAACUUAUUUUUUGGUUCACUAAUGCAGUUUGCAUGGGUUGUUAUACUUUGUUGGGCUGUAAAAUCAUGGACGGCGGUGAAGACAAGGAUGACGAUGCUUUGGAGCCAUCUGAGAAUGAAAAUGUGACAGAGUCGAUGAAUGAAGUGGAAGGUGAAACCUCAAGGGGAGAUGGCAUAAUUAUACCCGAGGUGGGAAUGUUGUUCAAAACUGAACAAGAUAUGUAUGAUUUCUAUAAGAGAUACGCUUACACAGUGGGUUUUCCAGUUAGGAAAAGGAAUUCAAAAAAAGGGGACGAUGGAGUUUUGAGAUUCAUGACGUUGACAUGUAGUCGCGAAGGUGGAAAAGUUGGUAAUAGUAGCGGUUCUUUAAAGCCGCAACCAACAGUGAAGAUGGGUUGUAAAGCAAGGAUAUCUGCAUCUUGUGAUUAUCUGGGAAACUGGAGAAUUAACGCAGUAAACCUUGACCACAAUCAUGACACGAGUCCCUCAAAAUCCAGGUUAUAUCGAUGUAACAGACAAUUGAGUGCAGCUAUGAAACGGAAGCUUGAGGUGAAUGAUUUGGCAGGAAUUAGGUUGCAUAAAAGUUACAACUCAGUAGUUGUAGAAGUAGGUGGGUAUGAAAACUUGACUUGUACUGAAAAGGAUUGUCGAAACUACGUAGAACAAGUACGGAGAUUACGACUUGGAGAAGGAGAUGCCGCAGCAAUUCAAUCUUACUUUUCCAAGAUGCAAGCUCAAUGCUCGGGAUUUUACUAUAGCAUUGAUUUGGAUGACGAGUCAAGGCUGAGAAAUGUAUUUUGGGCCGAUAAUCGGUGUAGGCAAGCGUAUAAGGAGUUCGGCGAUGUUGUUUCGUUUGAUACCACUUAUCUUACAAAUAAGUAUGAUAUGUCGUUCGCCCCUUUUGUUGGGGUAAAUCACCACGGACAAUCGACGCUACUUGGUUGUGGUCUAAUAUCAAAUGAGGACACAUCUACUUUUGUAUGGUUGUUCAGGACAUGGCUUGAAUGCAUGAACAAUCGAGCUCCGCAAGGUAUCAUUACCGAUCAAGAUAAGGCAAUGCAAAAUGCAAUUGAGAUUGUUUUUCCCAACACAAGACAUAGAUGGUGUCUGUGGCACAUUUUGAAGAAGUUGCCGGAGAAGUUUGGUUACCACGAGGAUAAGCAUUCGAUAUUUGGGGCUAUACACAGAUUGGUAUAUGAUUCGCAGUCCAUUGAAGAAUUCGAACACAGUUGGAGAAUGAUGAUUGAUAUGUAUGGCUUGUGUGACAAUGAUUGGCUAUCCGGAUUGUGGGAUCAUAGGCGUCGUUGGGUUCCUUGUUUCUUAAAAACCACAUUCUGGGCUGGGAUGUCAACUACACAGAGAAGUGAGAGUAUGAAUGCAUUUUUUGAUGGCUACGUGCAUUCGAAAACCUCGUUGAAGCAGUUUGUGGAACAGUAUGAACGUGCCCUUAGAAGCAAAGUUGAGAAGGAGUUUCAGGCUGAUUUUAAGUCGUUCUCACAGAUGUUACCAUGUGCAACACAAUUUGAAAUAGAGAAACAGUUUCAGUCAGUUUACACAAUCUCAAAAUUUCGUGAAGUUCAACAAGAAUUCGCGGGAAAGAUGUACUGCGACAUGUUGUCUGCUUCGGAUGGAUGUGUUGGUGCGACAUAUGAAGUGCGAGAGACUAUCAUGUAUGAGGGUUCUCGGAGGAAAAAGACAUUCAUGGUGUCACUCAUGAGAGAUAGCUGUGAUAUUGUUUGUUCAUGUCACCUAUUCGAGUUUCGGGGAAUACUUUGCAAACAUGCGAUCACAGUGUUGGAUAGGAAUGACGUCACACAUAUUCCGGAUAAGUACAUACUGCGAAGGUGGAGGAGAGAUAUUCCAAGGGCACACACGAGGGUUGCAGUCAACUACGACGGGUUAGUUAGCACUCCUACACAAUUGAGAUACGAAGAGAUGUGUAAUAGUUUUGCGGAGGUGGCAAAUCUUGCUGCAGAUGAUGAGCAGCGUUCGCGUUUGGUAAUGGAAUGGAUAAAAGUUCAACGUGAAGAGCUUAUGAUUACGGAAUCGAGUGCACGAAAUAAUCCUGUUUCACAAACAAGUGCUCAUGUGGAAGAUCAAUGCACUGACUUACCAAAUAUCACCAAUGUGAGCGCAUUGGAUCCGAAGUCGACUCGAAGAAAGGGAGCGCCAAGGAAACUUAGAAGAAAAAGCCCACUGGAGAUUGCAUCGAAGAAAGCGAAGCUCGGUUCGACAUCGAGCACUUAUAGAAGACCGAGAGCAAGCCAAACAAAUAUUAGUGAUGGAGGAAUCAACAUCGAGCCACCUCAACAACAACAACAAUGUGUGUCGACACCAAUGACCUUCUCCAUUCCACAAUACUCCAUCCCCAUGCCAUUCUCUGUCUCCCAACAUUUAUCAGCUGCACAUUUCAUCCAUCCGACAUCGGCCAACUUUAUGUACACUUCUCAAGGUGACUGUAUGCCGUUAUACUAUCCAAGCUUACCGGACGAAGACAGAAGAGAGAAGACAAGCCCGAGUGUUGAUCUUUUUUCUGAAGCAAUUUCUGUCAUUUAUAGGAAGCUAAAAGUUGCAUUCCAGCUUCCAGUCUUGCCUAAUUUCAAGGUCAGAUUUACUUUAGACAUCAAACAAGGGGGAGGCCCUCAGAGCCAAUAUUGUGAGAUGAUUAUGAACCCAGAAACCCCUGCUUGGUGCUGCCCAACAAAUAUUGGAAACUGCCCACCUUAUCACAUUACCCCGAAUAACACAAAAAUUCACAGAAAUGAUACUGCCAACUUCCCUUAUGGAGCAGAUCACUAUUACAUAGAAAUGUUUCAAAUUACUUCUAAAAACCAAAGUUGA
Molecule: messenger RNA, 3051 nt
Organism: Olea europaea var. sylvestris
Lineage: Eukaryota; Viridiplantae; Streptophyta; Magnoliopsida; Lamiales; Oleaceae
Product: protein FAR1-RELATED SEQUENCE 5-like
Exons: 10
Coding region: 1-3051 (1016 amino acids)
Biological process (GO): regulation of DNA-templated transcription
Molecular function (GO): zinc ion binding
Source: RefSeq, a predicted model, not a curated record